ACAUCUCCGCUUCGGCCGUGAUCACAUCGUACUCUGCUAGAUUCACACAACAGCAUAUUCUUUGGGUUUAUUCUACGUCUCCUGCACCCAAGCCACAGCCCGCAGGCAUCACUUCUAUGUCACCUCAAGCUUUGGCCAAUGACUUAGUCUCUCAACAGAGCCUGGGAGCUCUGCGAGGUGCAUGCGAAUUGUGCCACAGACAUAAAGAAAAAUGCAUCUUGGAGCACGGGCAACAGGCUUGCCGCAAGUGCAGGGCACUUAAGACGGUAUGUGUUCUUCGAAAGAAGAAACGUAUGGGUCGACGCCCCGGCCCAGAACGGUUUCCACACGGGAGUUGUUCGAUCCUCGAACUCAACCCUGAGACUCACGAACACCAAGAGACCGAUAAAUCAAAGGAAGGCUACCAAUCGGCCAACUCACAGCCAAUAUAUCAUGAUGCUGAACCAACUAAUUGGGCCCCUCUUGCUCAUAAUUUCACGGAAUACACUCUGAAUAGCUCAAUGUCCGAACCCUCCAGUCAGUGUCAAUCACUCAAGGUUGCUCCUUUGACCGGGUGCUCAUCCUAUUCAUACACCCUGAAAGCGCCCAUUGAAGCAUAUCCUGGGCUUGGCUAUGUACUGGCGACUAAAGAAGGUUUCUUUGACGCUCAUCGACAAUUUAUGCUGGGACGAAGUUUUAUCGACGAAUAUCAACACGCCGUUCAGCUGUUAUUCACUCGGGCCCCACAGGCACUGGGGUUAGUCUACUCAGCUACUUUGCAUUUGCUGAACCACCGAAAGGAGCGCCCCGGAGGAGUGGAAGGACCUGAUGUGUCCCUUGGAUCUCAAUGUCUUGGAUGGCUUAUCCACGGAUCAUCGCGCAUAAAAGAGAUGGAAGAUGCUGCGGUUGUCCUCAUGAUGGGACAAACCCUAAUGGUUUACAACACGUUGCUUCCAUCCCCCUCGUCGCGGACCAUUAUACGCGGUGCAUUAUUGAGCACUAUGAACUGGUACCCGACUCUAUUACAACAACCUAACCUUGAUCCAAUCACUCUCACGCCGAUUCUGUUGGACACUGUCGAUUGUUUGAUCCGACGACAGACGCCAAUUGUCCGGUUUCCAACAGCCGGAAGGUUAAUCGUUGACAGACUCAUAGGGCUCUGUUCGACACUGCUACCGCUUCUUUUCGACUUGUGUGACCAGAGCCACCAGGCCAAGAUAAAAGCAUCAACGUUGCCUCUCGCAGGUUCUAAUAGCGACCCGUACAUUGACCUAGAGCGCAAAAUAAGUUCGUGGACGCCUAGAUUGUCACCAGACCUUUUUCUCAAGUAUCAAGCCUCAGAGAUUGCAGCUAUGUCAGCUCAAGCUCGAUCGUACCGUACCGCGGCUUUACUUAUCAUCCACCGUUUGCGUUUUCCUUUGGGAACCGAGGACAGUGUUGGUUAUAGCUACGCUGAGAGUAUAUUGAAUGAAUUGUCUUUCAUGAAGCACUGGCCUAUUGAUGGGGCAACGGGUCUUGGAUUGGAUUUCCCGCUUAUGGUUGCCAUGCUGGAGAUACCAAGCUCUGCAAUGGAAUUGUUUAGAGCUUUUGACACGCUGAGAUACCAGAGACAUCUCUCAGAAAGCUUCAUAGAGUUUGUGGGUUCAAUUAGGAAAGCAUAUGAUGAAGGAUAUGGAGGGCUAUGGCUUGACCUGGUUACGGAUGAAGUAUUGGAUCUAAUGAUUCCUUAGAACUCAGAAGUUACUUAACUGUAUCUUCAGCUAUUUAAUGGAAUAAAUUUAGUUUUCAAGAA
This is a messenger RNA of Ilyonectria robusta, 1771 nucleotides long. RefSeq lists its product as uncharacterized. Gene Ontology annotation, biological process: regulation of DNA-templated transcription. The coding region runs from base 117 to 1709 and encodes 530 amino acids. The record is from RefSeq and is a predicted model, not a curated record. The transcript has a single exon. Gene Ontology annotation, molecular function: DNA-binding transcription factor activity, RNA polymerase II-specific; zinc ion binding. NCBI's taxonomy places the organism in Eukaryota, Fungi, Ascomycota, Sordariomycetes, Hypocreales, Nectriaceae.